GUAGACAACAAGGCAACUAAUUUGGAAGCAAAACAAAAGAAUUGAGAAGCCCGCAAGUCAUCUGGAAUUUCCACUCUAUCUCUCCAACCCUUUUGUCUAAGGGAGUGGUUCUACUUUGUACCUGUCUGUCGACGUGCCUGGAUAUUUCAUCUAAAACUCUCGUUGAUUUCUGCACUUUUUAUUUCUCCAUUAACAAUUAUUACUCGCCCUUCGAAUCAAACAUCAUUCUCACCUGGGAUUUCAACCUAUCUGGUGAGAGUGAGACAACAUAAUGGCAGACUUACCUGGUUAUAUGGUGACUUGUGUGCAAAGUGGGAAGCUUGCUUUUCUGGCAAUUCUUGUAUCUGGAGGAAUUGUAUUGCAAAUUUUGGCAUGUGCUCUGUACAAUAACUGGUGGCCGAUGCUUACAGUUAUAAUGUAUGUCCUCCUCCCUAUGCCCAUGAUGUUCUUUGCUGGAUCUGAUGCCUCUUCGCUUUUUACAGAAGCCUCUGAUAACAGUUGGUUGAACGCGACCAAAUUUUUAACAGGGGCUUCAGUGGUUGGCAGUAUUGCAAUACCAACUAUCUUAAAGCACGCUGGUAUUAUUGGUUGGGGAGCCCUAACCAUGGAGCUUUCUUCCUUUUUUGUAUUUAUUUUAGCCAUUAUGUGCUUCAUGAAAAUGGAUGACUAUGAUGAAUAUGCUAGCCUUUGAUAUAUCUUGGUCUUGUUUUCGGUCCAGGAAGGUUGAUAUAUGUUCUUUAUGGGAUGUGUUUUUUCCCUUGUGUAUGUAAUUUUGUGAUGUGUAAUUAGUAAAUGAAAUUGUUUGUCACAAUUAUCAACUUCAAAUUAAGGUGGAGGGGUCGAGGAGGUUGUCAUUGCAAUUUGCAACUGUUAAUUUUUAGGAAAAUUGUGAUGCUUUCUUUUGCUUCAGCUCAUUAAUGGAAAAAUAUUGUUUUUGGCUCA
Chenopodium quinoa (quinoa) is the source of this 942-nucleotide messenger RNA. RefSeq names its product vacuolar protein sorting-associated protein 55 homolog. Gene Ontology annotation, biological process: late endosome to vacuole transport via multivesicular body sorting pathway. Bases 272 to 691 code for a protein of 139 amino acids. The transcript is spliced from 5 exons. Gene Ontology annotation, cellular component: endosome. NCBI's taxonomy places the organism in Eukaryota, Viridiplantae, Streptophyta, Magnoliopsida, Caryophyllales, Amaranthaceae. The record is from RefSeq and is a predicted model, not a curated record.